Messenger RNA from Coregonus clupeaformis (lake whitefish), 556 nucleotides. Its product is annotated as 60S acidic ribosomal protein P2. Lineage: Eukaryota; Metazoa; Chordata; Actinopteri; Salmoniformes; Salmonidae. Gene Ontology annotation, cellular component: cytosolic large ribosomal subunit; ribosome. The coding region runs from base 110 to 451 and encodes 113 amino acids. Gene Ontology annotation, molecular function: structural constituent of ribosome. The transcript has 5 exons. Gene Ontology annotation, biological process: cytoplasmic translational elongation. The record is from RefSeq and is a predicted model, not a curated record.
GACCAAUAAUAUCUGGGCACUGCAAAUUCCUCUAUCUUCCGGUGACGACCCUCUUUCUCUUCCGGAAAAUUCAGCGUGACCGACGUUUCGUGUCUGUUUAGACUUAAAAAUGCGUUACGUGGCCGCUUACCUCCUGGCUGUGCUCGGUGGCAACACCAGCCCCUCCUCCAAGGAUAUCAAGACCAUCCUGGGGAGUGUAGGAAUCGAGGCCGAUGAUGAGCGCCUAGACAAGGUUGUCAAAGAAUUGAAUGGAAAAGACAUCAAUGAAGUCAUGAACUCUGGUCUCUCUAAAUUGGCCUCCGUGCCAGCAGGUGGUGCUGUGGCGGCUCCUGCUGCUGCUGGGUCUGCUGCGGCUGGCGUUGCUCCUGCUGCUGCGGAAGAGAAAAAGGAGGAGAAAGAGGAAUCUGAAGAGGGAUCUGAUGAUGACAUGGGAUUCGGACUCUUUGAUUAAUCUUCCUUCCGUUAGAGGUUGAAAAACCAAUAAUAAAUGGAAAUCGUUACAAGAAAGCCACUAUCGUUCUUGUCUUAAAAAAAUAAAUAUAUCUUCAUUACUUUA